This is a messenger RNA of Humulus lupulus (European hop), 972 nucleotides long. Its product is annotated as small ribosomal subunit protein uS2c-like. The transcript has a single exon. The record is from RefSeq and is a predicted model, not a curated record. The coding region runs from base 172 to 882 and encodes 236 amino acids. Gene Ontology annotation, biological process: translation. Gene Ontology annotation, molecular function: structural constituent of ribosome. NCBI's taxonomy places the organism in Eukaryota, Viridiplantae, Streptophyta, Magnoliopsida, Rosales, Cannabaceae. Gene Ontology annotation, cellular component: ribosome; mitochondrial small ribosomal subunit.
GAAUAGAAAAGAAAGAUUGAAAAAAAAAAUGAACGGCUUGGAUCGCGUAUCAACGGCCAAUUUCUGUUAGAAGAAAAGGUUCCAUGGGAACUAUUAUUUUUUUCUAUUUUCAGGGUACCUCAUCUCUUUUUUUUCUUUGAAAAAAAAAAAAGAGAAGAAGUGGGGGGAGAAAUGACAAGAAGAUAUUGGAACAUCAAUUUGGAAGAGAUGAUGGAAGCUGGAGUACAUUUUGGUCAUGGUACUAAGAAAUGGAAUCCUAGAAUGGCACCUUAUAUAUCUGCAAAGCGUAAAGGUAUUCAUAUUAUAAAUCUUACUAGAACAGCUCGGUUUUUAUCAGAAGCUUGUGAUUUAGUUUUUGAUGCAGCAAGUAGGGGAAAACAAUUCUUAAUUGUUGGUACCAAAAAUAAAGCAGCUGAUUCAGUAGCAGGGGCAGCAAGAAAGGCUCGGUGUCAUUAUGUUAAUAAAAAAUGGCUUGGUGGUAUGUUAACGAAUUGGUAUACUACAGAAACGAGACUUCAUAAGUUCAGAGACUUGAGAACGGAACAAAAGACGGGCAGACUCAACCGUCUUCUGAAAAGAGAUGCGGUUGUGUUGAAGAGACAACUAUCUCACUUGCAAACAUAUUUGGGCGGGAUUAAAUAUAUGACGGGGUUACCUGAUAUUGUAAUAAUUGUUGAUCAGCAAGAAGAAUAUACGGCUCUUCGAGAAUGUAUCACUUUGGGAAUUCCAACGAUUUGUUUAAUCGAUACAAAUUGUGACUCGGAUUUAGUAGAUAUUUCGAUUCCAGCGAAUGAUGACGCUAUAGCUUCAAUCCGAUUAAUUCUUAACAAAUUAGUAUUUGCGAUUUGUGAGGGUCAUUCUAGCUAUAUACGAAAUUCUUGAUUAAUAAUAAGAUAAGGAAAUUAUUUUGGGAACUCCAUAGAAUAUAGAUUUAUUGAACCGAUUACUAUUCCUGAAUCGCACAAAAGAGAU